AUGAAUGAGCCACUGGACAGUCCAGCCAACUUUUCUGACUCCCUGGAUUACGUCGUUGCUUUGGGAAACUGCACUGACGAGCAAAUAUUCAAGAUGCAGUACCUUCCUGUCAUCUACAGCAUCAUCUUCCUGGUGGGCUUCCCGGGGAACUCGGUGGCCAUUUCCAUCUACAUUUUCAAGAUGCGACCCUGGAAGAGCAGCACCAUCAUCAUGCUCAACUUGGCCUUGACGGACUUGCUGUACCUGGCCAGCCUCCCUUUCCUCAUCCAUUAUUACGCAAGUGGCGAGAACUGGGUCUUCGGGGAUUUCAUGUGCAAGUUCAUCCGAUUUGGCUUCCAUUUCAACCUCUACAGCAGCAUCCUCUUCCUCACCUGCUUCAGCAUCUUCCGUUACAUUGUGAUCAUUCACCCCAUGAGCUGUUUUUCUAUUCAGAAGACGCGGUGGGCAGUGGUGGCUUGUGCUGGGGUCUGGGUCAUUUCUUUGGUAGCUGUCAUGCCCAUGACUUUCCUGAUCACAUCAACCACCCGGACCAACAGGUCUGCUUGUCUUGACCUGACCAGUUCAGAUGACCUCACUACUAUCAAAUGGUACAAUCUUGUUUUGACUGCCACGACUUUCUGCCUUCCCUUGGCAAUAGUGACACUCUGCUACACAACAAUUAUCAGCACCCUCACUCAUGGGCCGCAGACCCACAGCUGCUUCAAGCAGAAGGCUCGAAGGCUGACCGUUCUGCUCCUCCUUGUGUUCUACAUAUGUUUCCUACCCUUCCACAUCUUGAGGGUCAUUCGGAUUGAGUCUCGCCUGCUUUCCAUCAGCUGCGCCAUGGAGAGCCACAUCCACAAAGCUUACAUUGUGUCUAAGCCGCUGGCCGCCCUCAACACCUUCGGCAACCUGCUGCUGUACGUGGUGGUCAGCAAUAACUUCCAGCAGGCACUCUGCUCCGUAGUGAGAUGCAGGGCCGGCGGGCCCCAACAGGCCCAGAAACACAGCUGCUCAGACAACCCCUGA
Molecule: messenger RNA, 1008 nt
Organism: Psammomys obesus (fat sand rat)
Lineage: Eukaryota; Metazoa; Chordata; Mammalia; Rodentia; Muridae
Gene: Oxgr1
Product: oxoglutarate receptor 1
Exons: 1
Coding region: 1-1008 (335 amino acids)
Biological process (GO): G protein-coupled receptor signaling pathway
Cellular component (GO): plasma membrane
Molecular function (GO): G protein-coupled receptor activity
Source: RefSeq, a predicted model, not a curated record